CGCGCCGGGCGCGGGUGCCAGCGGUGACCGAGGCGACAGCGGUGACCGAGCGAGGGGAAGGCGGCAGGGGCAGGUCGGAGCCGCUCCGGGCCGGAGUUGGGAGCCAGAGGCGGGUCCGGCGCCCGGAGCAGCCCGGGCGGGAGGCAGGCUUGUUUGGAUUCGGCACUGCGGUUCCACCAUGGGUUCCUCGUCAUCCACCCCGGCUGUUGCAGUUCAGACCGCAAACGCUUCCGCUCACCAGACUGCAUCCCCGCCUUCAGGGUGUCCAAUGCACGAAGGGAAAAUGAAAGGUUGCCCGGUGAGUGGAAAGCCGACUGACCCCGCCUGCGAGAGCAAAGCCAGCUCUGCGCCUGCGCACCAAGACCGCGCCUACGAGUACGUGGAGUGCCCUGUUACGGGCGCUGCUGCGGAAAAGCAGAACCUAGAUCCUUCCAAUCUGAUGCCACCACCUAAUCAGACCCCGGCCCCCGACCAGCCGUUUGCGCUCUCCACUGCGCGGGAGGAGUCCUCCAUCCCGAGAGCAGAUUCGGAGAAGAAGUGGGUUUACCCUUCCGAGCAGAUGUUCUGGAACGCGAUGCUCAAGAAGGGGUGGAAAUGGAAGGAGGACGACAUCAGUCAGAAGGACAUGUACAACAUCAUCAGGAUCCACAACCAGAACAACGAGCAGGCCUGGAAGGAGAUUUUGAAGUGGGAAGCCCUCCACGCUGCGGAGUGUCCUUGUGGGCCCUCGUUGGUGCGGUUCGGAGGAAAAGCCAAAGAGUACUCCCCACGCGCCAGAAUCCGCUCCUGGAUGGGGUAUGAGUUGCCUUUCGACAGGCACGACUGGAUUGUCAACCGCUGUGGGACGGAAGUCAGAUACGUCAUCGACUACUACGACGGCGGCGAGGUCAACCAGGAGUACCAGUUCACCAUCCUGGACGUGCGGCCCGCCUUCGACUCGCUGUCGGCCGUGUGGGACAGGAUGAAGGUCGCCUGGUGGCGCUGGACCUCGUAGCCACCGCUGUGGUAGAGACAGGGAAAUGCCCACUAUUUUUUUUCCAGAAGGCCACAUUAAACCCUUUUCCCUAAACCGAAUCGCACUCAUGAUGUACUGGGAAGGUCGAGUGGGUCAUGACCUUCAACUUCACUUGGCGAAGGGUAGCAUGCCCGCGCUCUUUUGAGCUCUUUUCACCCCACCGUGGAUGGCAGAUCAUGUCCGUUUCCUUCCCACAGCAUAAGUGGGAAGCAGCCCCUUCGUCUUCCCUUUAACGGCAGCACUGCCUGUGUAUUUAAUCUAGAAAAGUCUGAACCGCCUCUUGAAAAGAACUCCCCUGAAAAUACGAAGAGAGCCGCUCGUUUUCGUCCUGUUUCCUCCUGGCCACUUGAGCCCUGAAAACUUGCGUGGGAAUGUGUGUUGCAGCCUUUUCAUUUUCCUCUCCAUCCGCGUUGUUCCGCUAUGGAACUGCUCCCAACAGGCAGGGCUGUCUCACUGGCCCUGGUUUGGACAUUUUGACAAGUUUUCCCACGCCUGUGCCCCAUUCCUGCUGCCCAGAGCCUUCCCUGCAGUCGGCCUCGCCGAGCCUGGAAGGUCUGGCUGGAGGUGCAGUGUUAGCCACGAUCCCUUUCUAACAUGGCCCUGUCUUGUUGAGUGUUCAGGGAGCUCUACCAUGGAAAUUCUGGGUUCCAGCAACCCACAUGCUGGUGGUUCCUCUUUGAGCAGCAGCAUGCUACGAAUGCCUGUUGGGUUGGGUUGGGUUUUGAGUUGAUAAUAUUAAGUCCUUGCAUUUCUCCUAAAUACCGGAUUGUUCAAUUAGUAGAAGGAAUUAGCAGACUGGAGUGAUCAAUUUGCCAUGAAUGUCUUUGUGCUGACAGCUUUGUGUGGGGUUUUUCCAAAUCUAACAACCUUAAGCUCUUCGACGUUUCAGAAUAUUUGUAUAUUUUAAAAUCAAAUAAAGCUGAUAGUGAACAGGU
This is a messenger RNA of Eptesicus fuscus (big brown bat), 1950 nucleotides long. RefSeq names its product holocytochrome c-type synthase. Lineage: Eukaryota; Metazoa; Chordata; Mammalia; Chiroptera; Vespertilionidae. Gene Ontology annotation, cellular component: mitochondrion. Gene Ontology annotation, molecular function: holocytochrome-c synthase activity. Gene Ontology annotation, biological process: cytochrome c-heme linkage. The record is from RefSeq and is a predicted model, not a curated record. Bases 179 to 994 code for a protein of 271 amino acids. The transcript has 7 exons.